ACGUCGUUCUGCAAUGCAUUUCUAGCCUCUCGGGACAAGUGAAAAGUGGCUUUUACGGUAAAAUCGACUAAUCCAAAGGGAAGAAAUCGAAGGACCUAGAAAUCAAAUCGAAAUUUGCGUGAAAAAGUGCUGAUAAGUGCGAGAAAAAUUGAGUUCGAAAUUUUUUCAGCUCUGUUGCGUGUUGGAAAGAACAAAAUGUCCUUACAUUCGCGUGUCUGAUACCUCUAUAAAGCAAUGGUGGCCAGCAGCGACAGCGGUGUAUGAGAAAACGACGUCGAACCAGUUUUACUGGAACGCGAAAAUUCUGGUUUUCCUUGCAGGAAUAAAAAAUUGUGAUGGGAAAAGUGAGUUAUGUUAGAUCCUGCCUAAUUCUGGAACCGAAGUCAGUGUCGAAUUGCUGAAUUUUCAGCCGUGAACAAAAUAAAAUUUUUUCGUGUAGCCUCAAUCGAUCCACAUCAGCAGUUUUUUGCCACGGCAGAUAGCACGGCAUCGCACCUCGAUUGCGUUGGGCGGAUAGGUGCCAACGAGUUUUUAUUACCGUUGGCAACAAGUUAAGGCGUCUCAUGAGGUGUUCCAUCGGAUUCGUCAAAAAACAAUUCGGAGCGAAUACUUCCCAUUGGAUUUUCAUUUUGUUUAUGGGAAAGCCCUUGAGCAUUUCAUCGUGAAGCAGGUUCCGAUACUGGUUAAUAGAUAUUGUCAUUUGUCGUCUGGAGCGGGCUGUUGUCGUUGUUAUCAUCUAAUUUAUCUGUGAUAUUGUUACUCGAUUCAUUUGACGUAACGAGUAUUCAUAUGAGGGAUCUGACUCCGUCCUCAAAGGGUGAAGGUGCUACAUCCCUCUUCGGCCAACGGUCAACAAAGCGAUACAGUUGAAGUUUAGUUCGUAAUUCGCCAAGUUGAAGCAACAGGAAAAUUCUGUUUGUUGUAAUCAGAUGAACAUUAUAACAACUGCAUGAGUGACAGCAGCCAAAGGCUUCACGUAUGUGCGUGUCGACGGCAUUGCGUUGUGGAACACAGAAGAUUUACCAGUGUGUGCUCAUGUGAAUAAAUUAGGAAUACUAGAAUCGAACCUUGUGCCAGCAGAUGGUCAUCUUCCACAUGCAUGACUGACAGAAGCUUGAACACUGAAGUUAGAACACGUAAACUACAAUCACAGUUUAAAUAUAUAUAACAAAAAUGCAAUAAUAUACCGAAAUAUUUAAAUGAAAUUGUCAGUUUUAAUACAACAUAGUGUGGAAACAAAUAUUACUUAUUUGUAAGUGAAUAACGAUAUAAUCUAUCCCACGUGAAUAUCUACAUUGAACUUUAAAUUUCAACUACAAGCAAAGUGCAUACCAAGUACCAAGAAUCUAUAUAUCUUCAAAGAAGAAAAGAAGCAAAUUUACGAAUCAAGUAAUUUUUUCUGUGAAAAGUGUAAACGCAAAUAUCUGUGAGUGAAAUGAGUUAAUUUACCGCAAACAGUGUUUCGAUUCUAACUAUCCACUACUAGCUGCUGCGGGUAGAUGAGUGUGUUAUCAACGUUUCGUCUGCUUUUAUCUGUGGUUUAAGCGUAAUCUAAAGCUAUAACAUAAGUACAGUACUAAAUUAAGUGAAGCAAGAACAUGUGAAUGAUAAUAAUUUCGACUUUAAACAAUGUGACUUUGAAGAUAAAGAAAAACUGUAAUCAAUAUUGUGUUCCACAUUAUCCGAAAAUUAAGAACAAAAAGCUUUAGAGAAAAGUGUUUAAUAAAAAACAAAACUCAGAGACUUAAUUAAUACUACACUGCAUCGCCGCAUCCAAAAUAGAGGAUACACUUUGGCGUCUCGAGAAGAAAAGACUGCUAACGACUGAAAAGGAUUGUGGUUAUUUUUGUAAACGAUAAAACAGACAGGCGUUCAGCAAUUUGUUGGCAGUUCCCGGGAGACGUGAUGUGAAACAACGUGAAAAAGCAGAACUGUUCCUAGAUACCAAUUUCGAGUGGUUUGAAAACAUUCCAAAUAACCGACUACAUUAUAGGCAAAGAACACACACGGGUGCAACUUUUGCGUGAGUUUAAACCAAAAGAAAGUUUAUCAAAAAGGAUAUCAUAACGUCUGUUCGCAACUACUCAAUCUGAUUCACGAACAAGUCUGAAUACGCUUCAAGAAGAAUAGUAUGAAGUUAAAAAAAUAGACAAAUGUGUGUAGACAAUUGUGUUUUUUUCUGUGGUGAACAAAGUCAACUGACGAAAUCGCAGUUGUGAAACCAGCUUAGUACAACCUAGGGAGAAUUUUCUAUCAAAACAUUAUCAUGGGUGCAAUAAUUAACGCGAUCACUGAUCGUCAGUCGUCUGAAUAUACCAUCAUUAUCAUAGAAAACUACAAUAAUAACAGUAACAACAACAACAACAACAAAAACAACAGCAGCCAUAAAGCGUUGGAAGUGAAUAAUUAUUACACUGUGAAUAUGAUAUGUGAUUUUAUUGAUUACCUGAUUAAACUUAAUGUUGAUCAUAGCUUAAGUGUAGAAAAAAUCGUUUUAUUACAACAUCAACAACAACACACAACAAAUGACCAAAACAUAGUUGAUAAGGCCAUUCUCCAUUCACUCGAAUGCGAUAACCAACUUGUGACGAAUGUACCAGCUACAGUUACGGUUACACAUAGCGAUAAGCGCAAAUCAUCUGAAUACACAUCAUUUGACGAGCUUUUGAGAUUAACUAAAUGGCAGCGAAAACUGGAAGCGUCAGGAAAGAAUUUUUCUGGUUUACUUCGUCUUUGUGGCGGAGGCGAAGGAUCAUUGAAUAAUGGAACAAGCGCUUGGGGCUCACCUCCGAGCAAUCCGAAUGCGGGUUCUUGGGGUGCUGUAGCUCCUCAACAACAGCAAGGCUGGGGUAACGCAGCACCUAAUAUGAACCAAAGACCAGAUAUUAAUAAAUCGAUGCAGCCUACUCAAGGAGCAGGAUCCGGUGGUGGACCUCUAGGUGGUCCGAACAGCAGUGGAAACAGCGGCUGGAAUCAAGUUGUCAAUCCCAAUAAACCACCACUUCAACCACCUCCUCAACAGCAGCAACAACAACCACAAGCACAACAGCCAAAUCAACCUCCCCCGUUAGGAAAUCCAGGUAACAGCACAAAUCAACCUCCAACAUCUCAACAACAAGCACAACAACAACAACCCUUGCCCGGUUCAGGUAGUAAUUCUCAAUUAGUGUCUCAACAAGGUAUCACUGCACAAAGUUCAUCAUCGAAACUUGAACACCUUAACUCUAUGCGUGAGGCAUUAUUCAGUCAGGAUGGCUGGGGUUGUCAGCAUGUUAAUCAAGACACGCAAUGGGAUGUUCCGGCAUCACCAGAACCAGUUAAAGAUGCGCUCAAAACUAAUAUAAACAAUGGGACUGAACUUUGGGAAACAAACUUACGUAACGGAGGACAACCGACUCAACAACCUACCCAAAAGACACCAUGGGGUCCAUCUACCAACAUAGGUGGAACAUGGGGCGUCGAUGAUGAUAGCAAUGCUGAAAACAAUAGUGUUUGGACAGGAGGCGCGGCUGGUGGAGCGAAUCCUCCGGUGUCCGGACAACCAGGGUGGAAUCAAAAUAAUAAUACUGUAUGGCCACCGAAUGUUGCAAAUGCACCGCCGAAAAAAGAACCAGAAUGGACCAAUAAUGUUGGUGUAGGUGGGCCGGGAGGAAACAAUUGGGAAAGCCGUGGAGCUGCAGCUCCACCACCGCCGCAUAUCCCCACUCCUCAGUUAGAUAUGAGCAACGUUGAUUUGCGAAAUAUGCGCCCACCAGGGAAUAUUGAGCCCAGUCGCGAAUUCAGAGGGGAUCCUCGUGGAAUUUCGGGCCGCCUAAAUGGUAGUUCUGGAAUGUGGGAUCAACACCAAAUACCCAAUACACCGCUUAAUAAAAUGCCUCCACAAGCGCCAAUGCUCAAUCCCCCUGGUGGCAACCAAUGGCCAGUUGGCGCUGGAGGGCCACAAAACAUUCCCCCAGCUAAACCACAAACUGGAUGGGAUGAAUCAUCACCACCAGCGAGCCGUCGUAAUAUGCCCAACUUAGAUGAUGGAACAACUCUCUGGGGUGGAUCAGGAAACACAAAUCGCUCUAGUGGUCCGGAUCCAAUGAUUCGUAGUGCCAGAAAUCCUCUUGGAGCAAAUUCUGGACCAAUUGGUGGUCCUGGCAAUCUCGGAGGUCCUCGACUUGGUGGACCUGCUGGAAAUCAAAUGAAAGCAGAUAACAUGUGGGGUCAUGGUGGGCCUAACUCGAUGGCCAGAAACACUUCCUGGGAUGAUACAGCAAAUAUUAACAAUUGGGAAGAGAAAGGACCAGGCCCGUUAGGAACAGGAACAGGCGGUGGAGGAUCAUCUUGGAAUGAAGGACCUAAUAAUCCUGCAACAUGGAAUGCAAAGAAACCGAUUAUUGGAGGCUCUAACGUUUGGCCUGAAUCGUCAGAUAUAAUGGGAGCAGCAGAUUGGACCACUGGUGUCGGUGUAGGAAAACCACCGAAUAAGCACAAUCCGCAAGACCUAAUUCGCAGCAGCAAGCAGUUUCGCAUUUUAUACGAAAUGGGUUUUAAAAAGGAGGACAUCGAACAAGCUCUCCGUCAGGCUAAUAUGAGCCUGGAGGAAGCUAUGGAAAUGCUGCAGCGUAAUAACGCCAACAAUAACAUGUCUGAUUGGAGACGCCAUGAUGAACAUCCGGUGAACUUCGAACCACCCUUUACCGGUGGCCGGUAUCCAGGUGGCGGUGGAGGAAGUGGUGUUAAUACAGGCCCGUCACUACAAUUUCAGCAGAACGCUCAAAACGGACCCAAUAAUAUGCCCGGUGGUAUGGGAGGUGGUAAUCCAAACUUGGCUAAUAUAAAUAGCCUCAACAAACCAUUGCAAAGCUACUUGAGUCAGGCUCCACCAUCUGGCCCAGGCCCCUUCAAUCAAGGUCCGAAUGGUGUUGGCGGCGGUGGAGGUGGUGGUAGCGGAGGAGUGGGUCAUGGAAAUGUGCUUGGUGGGGGAGGUUCGGGUCAAAAUCCAUCCGCCCAGCCAUCUACUCAACAAUUGCGCAUGCUUGUGCAACAAAUUCAGAUGGCUGUACAGGCCGGUUAUUUAAAUCAUCAAAUUCUUAACCAACCAUUGGCACCGCAGACAUUGUUCCUAUUAAACCAAUUACUGAAUAAUAUAAAGCAACUCCAAGUUACUCAGAAUAACCUUCGUGGUGGGGCUGGGGGCAACAAUCAAAUGUCCCUGAUACCCAAGAUAAAGCAACAAAUCGCCGGGUUGCAGAAUCAGAUUGCUACACAGCAAGCCAUUUAUGUAAAACAGCAACAACAACAGCAGCAGCACCAACAACAACAUGGUGGAGGUACAUCAAAUAUGGGCCACUUGGGAUCAAAUUUCCACAGAGAACCAAAUGACUUAACUACACUACAAAACAGCCUAUCGGAAAUAGGAUUGGGUAAGGAACCAACCGGUCCGUAUCAUCACGGUGGGGCCGGUGGAAAUGGUGCCGGUAGUGUUAAUGGCAAUGGUGCUGGUAGUGGCGGCUCUAAUAGCCAACAGUCUCGUUUGAAUCAGUGGAAGCUACCCGCUAUGGAGAAGGACACUGGGCAUGAUUUGACAGAUUUCUCCAGGGCUCCAGGGACUACCGCAAAAUCGACAUUAUCGACAACUGGUUCGACCAUGGCAGGGCUUGGUGGAUUGCAGGGUGAUAAUACAUGGUCAACUGGACGCGGCAGCAUCACUGAUGGAUGGCCAGAUUCGGCUGGAGAUACUAAUACCAAAGAUUGGCCAUCAAAUCAGGAGUCGUUCACUGAUCUGGUACCAGAAUUUGAACCAGGAAAACCGUGGAAGGGCACACAGAUGAAGAUUGAAGAGGAUCCCACUAUUACUCCUGGUAGUAUUGCCCGUAGCCCCAUUGCGUCUAUCUCGAUAGGAUCUGCCAAAGAUUCCGAUUUAUUUGCUACUAACAGUAAGCCGUCACCAACAGACUCCAUUAGUCUUUCAUCUUCAACCUGGAGCUUUAAUCCGAGUAACAAUAAUUUUUCGGGCUCCAUUUCGAAGAUUGGUGGCACCAAAAAUACUUGGUCCGAUUCUGGUUCUUCGGAUCUCUGGGGAACUGGAUUGAAUACCGGUAAUGGGGCAGGUAAAACUCCUCGUGGUCCUCCUCCAGGUUUAUCCGCAGGAAAAAAUGCUGGUGGUUUCACAUCUAACGGAUGGACUCAACGUCCCGGUCAAUCUACUAAUUGGCCUUCUGGUGGAGGCGGACCUGGAUGGUAUUCAACAUGGGUUCUUCUAAAGAAUCUCACUGCACAAAUUGACGGUUCAACAUUGCGCACAUUAUGCAUGCAACAUGGACCAUUGCAGAAUUUCCAUCUCUAUUUAAAUCACUCAAUCGCAUUGUGCAAAUAUAUGUCGCGUGAAGAGGCUAGCAAAGCUCAGCAAGCGCUGAAUAAUUGUGUGCUGGGCAAUACAACCAUCUGUGCUGAAUCAACAACUGAAAGUGAUGUGCAUGCCAUCUUGCAGCAUCUGGGUGUACCAGGUGCUAAUAAUAAUAAUAACAACAACAAUAAUAACAGCAUCAAUGUCGGUUCUGGUGUUGUUGGCGUUGCUAACAAUGGAAAUAAUGCACAACCGUGGCGCCCGGGAGCUCAGCAGUCGGUUGUUCGUACGACAGAUACCUGGGGCUCUGGCUGGCCAUCAUCUGGUGGCGGUUCCAACCUGUGGACGCCUCUUGAUGGUCCAACGGAACGAGGAACACCAUCCAACUUGAACUCAUUUCUACCGGAAAAUCUACUUGGUGGAGAGCUGAACUGAGUAACUAGAGCCAAGUGAGUAAAACUCAUCUAUCAUAAUUGAAAUAACGAUACAAAGUACGCGUUUAAUUUGCAAAGCGAUAUAAAUAUCAAUCGUGUCUGUUCAGAUCAAAUGCGCGUUCGUACUAUUAGGAUUUAUUGGUAAACCAUAGGUAUGUUGCGUGUUUCAAAAACAUGCUCAACAUCGCAGAAUCAACUUGACAUACACACAGGUCAUUGCUCCAAAGCGUGUACAAUAUCAGGAAUAGUGUAUGUGUAGUUCGUGUAAUGCGGAAUAACGAUAUUUUGUACAAUUUUAUUUUUGCUAAAUAUUUGGAUACAAUAGUUCUUAGACUAUUAGAGUAAAGAUGAGUAUUGAUAUAGCAACUAAGACUUUAUUACCUGAACUAUUUUUUGUUAUAAAUUUAUGUUUUAUACGAAUGCAUAUUUAAAUCAUUAUUUCACCAACGAAUCUGCUUAGUUAGUCCGAGAAUGAGUAUGCGAGUAAGCAUUAACAACAAACAAGAUCACAACUAUUGUCAUAAUGAUAGAAUUAUUACGUUUUUAUUUGGCAUUUUUACAUUUUAUCCAUAAAUGUUGUGAACACUAAACACGAAAGCACAGGGAAUCAUUAACAGCGAUCUCAAUGUCAAGGGGCCAACCGAAACAAAGCAACAACAAACACACACACACACACAUACAGAAGGCCACUCUUGUAAUAAAAGGCGCAAUUUCCGUGCGUGAAUACGAGUUGUGGUUGUGAUUUGCACUACUGGAGUCACAAUGAAACACCAGCUUUAGCCAAGGAGUAAAUCAUACACACGUGACCCACCUCACUAUCAUGCUAGUGGGAUAUCUAAAAACAGGGUCAUUUUGUUUUCUGGUUUUUGCUUAUAGUCACAUGUAACACAUAUCAAACUGGAGAUUGGAUUUGUUUCGAACUAUAGCUACUAUUGCGAUUGUAAAGUUGAGAUACCGUUAUCUCAAGGAUUUCGUUUUACCUUGGAUAUUUUUUACUGGGAUUGGUUAUUGUCGUAGAUUUGUUUUUUAGUUUGUAUUCAAUGCAUAUUGCAUUCCAUUGAACUGUGUUUCUUUCAACUAUUACAGAGUGGCGAAUAAUGUAAUUUAAAAGAAAUCAAAUAUUUGUACAUUUGCAACUAAUAGCUACUUAUCGAUAUUGAUAAUCCUAAAGCAAUAUAAUUAAUAAAACAUACAAACAAAAUCAAUACUAAAUGUAAAGGCGUAAGAACGGAAUGUUAUUUAUUUUUAGUAUAUAUAUGAAAAAUGAAAAAAAAAACAAAUAAAAAAUAAUCUAUGAAUCAUUGGCCAAAUAUGUGAUAAAACGCUUGGUUGAAAACCAAUCACUCAAACAGCCUUUAGUGUUUAAAGAUAUAUAUUAACAAUUGAAAAGUGCAGCAUUGUUUUCGUUUGUUUUACCUCUCUCUAUACACAGUAAAAAGUGACUAAUCAAAGCAUUAUUUUUUACAAUCUUUCGCUAUACUUCAAAUACAACUGGGUAAAUACGAGAUGCAGCUAGGUUGUAAGUGAACAAAUAACUAUUAAAGAGGGAAAAUCAAAAGUAUAUAUAUCUAUAUAAAUAUAUAUAUUUUUAUUGAUCGUAAUCGUAAAUGUGUAUUUGGAGCUAAGUACAUUCAGAACGGGAAUUAUAUAAGUAUUUAUCUCCAUAGUGAUUAAGAUUGAGCUAAAUGCGAUAAGCCAAACGUGAAAUGAGCAGAGUUAUCUUGCUGAAACUUGUAACAUACAUACAAAACAGAAGCAGUAAUUUCACUUGAAUAGAGGCAAACAUUCUUAGUUUAUAAGCAAAUAACACAAAUAUUUAUAUACACGAACCAUAUGAAUGGAACUAUUUAAAAAUCUCCAAUAUGUAGAAGAACUUUUUCCAGUGUUUUAGAUAUAGUGAAAGUGUGGAAUCAGUGUAAUAACUUCAAAUAUUUCACCAGGAAAAAAAAACUAUACUAACGAUUAGUAUAAGGGUACGGAAGGCCAUUGCGAAGAAGUUGGUUUUCACACUAGAAACGCGUCAUCGACGACGCGUUACUCUUCUCAUUCCAACAAAUCGAAAGAUAACAUUUUAUACCACUAUAAACACCCGACGAUGUGAAGUCAUGACAAUAUUAAAUAUCACGCAUUUGACGAUAAGUACGGACAGAAGUGUUAGGUGUGAGCAAGUCCUAUUCGAGAAUACAAUCCUGUCAGAUCGUUAACUUCUGACCCGUGAAACUGCGUGGAACAAACUAAUUAGUGGAACAACCCGUUUAGCACAGGUUAACGGAAGUCUCAAACAUUUUAACUUUCUGUAGAGGAAUUUCUAGUAGCGAACGUGAAAGUCAACCACUCCAGUGCAUGGAUUUAGUUUAUACUUGAGGGUAGGAUUUGCGCUGAUAUACAACCUGAGACAACAAUGAUUGCGAACAAUUUCGAACAAGAAAAUAAAGCAGAAGUAGAAAUGGACCACGUUGCAGGGAAGAUAAAUUGCGUUAUUCGGAAUUCUAGUCGUUCAUCAAGUAUUUUAUGUACUUUGAAUAAUAACAGUAGGUCUGGAAACUGGUAGAACUUUAAGGAUCUUAAUAUCUAUUGUUACCUACUAGAAGAUGCUGCCAAUACCUCGUUAUAGAUUUUGCUUGAAACUGGACUCUCUUCUCUACAUCGUGGUGCGUUUAAGAUGGCAAAGCUAAGAAUGACAAAAUUGACAGAUCAGCUUUAUACACGUCUGUGUGGAUGGAUAUAGCAAAAAAUCAAUUUUGCGUAGCUUACCAAUGUAGAUUGAAUAGAGGAUUAAGUUGUGGCAAUGUGAAAAAAUUCAUCACAUAUUACUCACGUAUAAACCUCUAUUGUUCUAAGCCAAUAAAAAAGCAGCUUAGAAUUAAAAUUCAAGGGUGCUCUCGUAGGGAAAUUGACCUGAUGGCGAAUGCCGCAUAUUGUUUUAGAAGGUACAUCGCAUGUCUGAUGACAUGACCAAAUUGGACAGUUAACCUAAUGCGAAUUACCAUGGGAUUCUCACGCAGCUCACAAGUACUGAGAAUUACAAUACAAAAUAUAAAUUAGACUAAGUUGGAAUUCGGCAAAUGCUGUGUUUAUUGAUUAAAUUUAAUACAUUUACGUAUCAGCCAUACAUCUUUCGUUACAUAGAUGACUUUUUUUGGUAGCCAAAAAUUCGAAAAUUCCCUAAACCAGUUUCACAGAACAAAGCAUAACAACAAAUUGUAAGUAGGUAUAAGAAAAUGUGGUGCAGGUUUGUUAGUCAUAUUGGGUUUCCCAUGAUAGGAAUUAAAAACGCAAACUCUUCCCUUACUGUACGGUUAAGUAGACUUGUGUGAUCAACAAAGUUCUUUUAGCUUAAUUAAGUACGUCUUAUGUUUAAUAGGUGAUAGGGAUAGCCUUCCGUUCGUUUCAUAAGUCCUAUACGUAAUAAACCGUACUAUCAUUAUCCUACAAUUAUAAUUUAUUUUUUAUUUCAGGUCAUAUUUAAUUGUUAUACUAGGACUAGAACCGUAUAAUUUAUGUUGUUAUUCCUAUGUAAAAUUAUUUUACCAGGUACGAUACUCCACUGUCAUAGCAUUCGCAAAAAAAGACUUAUAAAAUUAUUGAUUUAUUUCGGAGUUCAGCCGUAUUUUCCAAAAGCUUUAUAAUUGAAAACUGUUUUGGGAGAGUAGGAGAAACUGUUGGGUUUAUUAGCACACGAUUUUAGCUAUUUGUGAAAAUACUGAAAAUGAAAAUAAGUGAUACCGUAACAUUGUGUCUAUUCUGAUGCACAAGCAAUCGUGCGAGUAAUAUAAACUAGACUUGCAUUACAUCUCUUCGAGUAAAGGAUUACAGACAUUUUGAGUCCAUUAUGGUGGACAUGGACCAAACAUGGUGAACCAUUAUUAUUGUAGACUCUUUCAUAACAGAUAUCUAGCAUCAGUGAGCUUAAAUUUCUUGACCGGUUCUAAAGGACAGUAGAUUGUGAAAUUAAUUAUCGACAGCAUGAACCGCUCUGAAAAUCUGCGGUUCAUAUCUCGCAUCAACAUGUUGAUUUCUCAUGCUAUUUCAAAGCAAAAAGCUUGUCUCAGACAAGUGUGCUCUGUAUUUGACCAGGAUCCGCUUCUAGUUUUUCCGCCCUAUAAUUUUAAAAUUUUAAUUCUAUUCCUUUAGAAUGUUUGAAAAAUCUAAUAUUAAAUAUUAAAUGAAAUGAAAUUCACAAAUACUUGACAGUGUCUUUAAUAAUUAUCUUUAAUUUUAGUUGAAAUUCUCUAGUUUGUCCAAUGCAGAUUUAACUCUUCAAAGUGCUUUAAGAUAUUUUCAGUUGAUAUUAACUUCUGAGUCCAUACACAAACACUUAUUUGUUUUGAUCGAAUCUAUUCUGAUUGGAAUUUCAAUUUUGAAUUUUAUUCAGAAUAGAUAUUCAGCAGAAUUCAGAAUAGAUAUUCUGGUCCUAAUUGGAUUGAAUAACUCUUUGUCUGUUAUUCUUAGAGUGUUAGGUCAACUUCUAGUCAUUAUUCCUAGUCCAUUAUGAAGAAUUUCAUUUGCAAUGAACAUAGGUUACUAUAGCUUCUAAGGCUGUAUCGGUAGCCUCUCCCGUGAAAAUAAAUUACCUGAAUGAUAUUGUAUGGUACACGGAAUAAUAUAUUUCCAAACCAAAUAAAUAGUCAUAACUAUUACUCAAUGAUAGAAGCUUUCUCUUAAAUACCAAAGAAAGAUCUGUGUGUCAAAAUUCAUCGGAACUGAAAGACAAAAAAUGAAGCUGUUAUUUUCGAAGUUUUCAAGGAACAAUGCUGUCGAUACUCGCAUAAUAGUCCUAUUAAUUGCUUUUGGGGUAUUGUUUUAAAAUCGGAUAAUUUGUGGGAUAUUUUUCCUUCACAAAUAAAAAUAAUCUGAAAUACAUUUCAAUAUCUCCAAAUGUCGGUGGGCCAGAUUUAAUUUUUUGAUGACCAAGAUAUUUUAGUAAGGAUUUUAAUGGUGUGGUGCUCGUUUACGGCACGUGUCUUGGUUUAGCAGUUUUGGCCAGAUCAAGGCCAUGUUUUUAGUUUUCUCGAUAGGUACAAAGAAAUGUUAAACUUAAUAUCUUAGAAUUCUGCUGGGAUAAAGUUGAUCUUGUUUCACCAUAAGAAAGUAACUGGUUUAAAGCCUAACUAUAAUUCGGAAUCCUAACUGGGCGGAAUAGUUGCUGGGAAAUAACUAACUUUCAUCAUUUUCUAAUUAACCCCCUUAAGAAUUUGGUCGUCUGUAUGAUGCAAUACUUAGAUACAAUGUAGCGGUGUCACAUUCAUUUUCAUUCACUGUACUUAUGAUUAUUCAGAUAAACAUUUUUCCAAUGUAUCAAAACGUCUAGUCUCUCGCAUUUGGCGUAGUUUCAAAUUACAACGAAAAUUGACAUGUUUUGUGUUAGCUAAAAAUCACGACUAGAUAUAAUUCCAUUUACCUCUUGAAUUUUACCACAAAAUCAAUACUAUCAAAUCUCUCACAAGUAUGUUACUGUACUAAUAAAUUAAUGAAUCCCCCAAAAUGUUUGUACAUAACUACUAUGCUGCUCGAUCAUAUUUCAUUCAUAGCAAUUAAGUAUCACGAAAUAAUCAAAGUUGAACAUCUUCAAUCACAACGAAUGAUAAUACUUAUAAGCAUUACUACGUUUAGCGAGAAGAAAAUCCAUACCUGCAAACAAGGAAUAAUCAAAAGAACCGACAAAAAGCAAACAAAGUCAGCUAUAAGAAACCGGCAAUCGGUGUUCCUGAUACAGAACCGGCCUCCCCUAAUAAUAUAUUAAUGACGAUUUAAUGAAGCAAACCAAAGAAUUUGUGGAGUAACUCAAACUCAAUAAAUUACAUAUUUUAGAUAUAUCAUUUACUUGUUGUGCCUAGAUCCCAGAAAAAAAAUAAAAUUAAAAAUUUGUAUGAAUCAACCGGCGCAUUGGAAGAACAAAACUAAAACAUGACGGUAUACUUACAUAUCAUGAAUGCCAUUUUAACAUCGUUUUCUGUUCAGUAUUUAGAUACAAUCUUACUGGUUGACACUUACUCCAAAAUGCAUUUGUUUUUAGACUUCCUACAUUACCAAAAAGAAACAUCGUGAGAUAUCGCGAUCAGUACACUACCGUGUGCUAACGUAGCUGUAACGUAUAGUUUCGUAUUGCUAUAUUUAUUAUUGUGUUUGGUUUGGCCUAAAAACUCCGAAUACACCAACGUUCAAACGCGUGUAGUAGAACCUAACUCUCUCUAGAUUUGAGAUAGUAGUAAUGUAAUCCCAUGCAAUGGCUGUGAAACGUCCCUCGUCUCACCAUUCAUUUACGUAUUGCGCGGAAAAUAUGACUUGAGUUGGAAACUAAGCUUACCAACACUGAUAUGCACACUUUGCUAAAAGCUUAACGUCGAUAAUUUAAUUUUUAAUCAUAUCUGUAGCUGUUAGUUUGGUCCGGUCUGAAACCAUAAAGCACAAUGAGCGAUAAUGAGUCUUGUCUGAAAAUAAGAUGACCCAUUUUGAGAAAAAAAAUAACAAUUUUCUGUGAUCACAUCUUCCUUCUGACUAUUAUUACUUAUAUAAAAACACAUAAUACAUAAGAUGUUAAGCGGUGAAGUUAGUAAAAUAAGUGCACCUAAAACAUUUUAUUUUUACGCUCUUUUAGGUAAGCUACAGAAUUUGUUUAGUUAGUAUAUACUCAUUACUUUGGUAGGACGAUAGCAAUGAUAGACGAUAGUAGCGACAUCUCCGGAUUAUUUUCGGUGACGCAACACAUUUUAAAACGAACGUAGGAAAUGAUACAAUUUAGCCCAAGGUGAACAAACAACAAAUGUUACAAUCGAACAAGGGCCAAACUAUACUGUCAACGUGUUUCUUUCGGAUGGCAACUGCUGGUGGAUGCUUCGGCAGAGGAACUAAAAUUUCGUUUUCCAUAUUGUGCUCAUUAAGGCAAUGCAAAUUCAAUUUUCAAAUUUUAAACAAAUAUUUGGCAGCACUGCCAAAUUGGGAAUUAUUGAACAACUAGCUGACCCGACAAACUUCGUAUUGCCACAAAUUAACCUGUGUUGUACAUAAAUCAUGAAUCUCGGAUGAUCUUUGUCACUU
Messenger RNA from Sabethes cyaneus, 13806 nucleotides. Its product is annotated as protein Gawky-like. NCBI's taxonomy places the organism in Eukaryota, Metazoa, Arthropoda, Insecta, Diptera, Culicidae. The transcript has 9 exons. Gene Ontology annotation, molecular function: RNA binding; protein binding. Gene Ontology annotation, cellular component: nucleoplasm; P-body. The record is from RefSeq and is a predicted model, not a curated record. Gene Ontology annotation, biological process: positive regulation of nuclear-transcribed mRNA poly(A) tail shortening; miRNA-mediated gene silencing by inhibition of translation. The coding region runs from base 2267 to 6769 and encodes 1500 amino acids.